Molecule: messenger RNA, 2399 nt
Organism: Marmota flaviventris (yellow-bellied marmot)
Lineage: Eukaryota; Metazoa; Chordata; Mammalia; Rodentia; Sciuridae
Gene: Phf1
Product: PHD finger protein 1
Biological process (GO): negative regulation of gene expression, epigenetic
Cellular component (GO): nucleus
Molecular function (GO): chromatin binding; DNA binding
Source: RefSeq, a predicted model, not a curated record
GCCCCAAGGGCGCGUCUCCCAUUGGAGGAAGGGGCUGCGGGGAUUCCCUCUCCCUCUGGAUCCGGCUAUCCGCGCCCCCCUCCGCGGAGGGGCAGCCUCUUGCUCGGCGCCCUCCAGGCCUGUUGGAGGUGAGGGAGGUGGGGUGAGGUGGUGCCCGCCCCCCACUUCGGCUCCUCCUUCCCCCACCUCGUCCUCCCCUCCCAUCACCCUCCCCCCCAGUCGGUCCGUCCCUCCCCUCUCUCCCCCCGCCGCCUCCUCCUGCCGCUGCCGCUGCUUUGGCUGCUGCGUCAUACGCCCCAGAGCUGCCGGGACGAAGGGGCUGGGCCUGGGGACCCCCCGGCCUCUACCUGCACGCCCCCUGACGCCAGGACUUGCCCUCCCCGCGCGGGGGGCUCGCCCAGGUUUUCUGCGUCGGCCCCUGCCCAGCUCUCGGCGGCCCCAGCUGUCACUGGUCACCCCAGGAUGCAAUGGCGCAGCCCCCCCGGCUGAGCCGCUCUGGUGCCCCCUCUCUCUGGGACCCAGCUUCCCCUGCUCCCACCUCAGGCCCCAGGCCUCGACUUUGGGAGGGUCAAGAUGUGCUGGCUAGAUGGACUGAUGGGCUGCUAUAUUUGGGCACCAUCAAGAAGGUGGACAGUGCUCGAGAGGUGUGUCUGGUCCAGUUUGAGGAUGAUUCCCAGUUUCUGGUUCUUUGGAAAGACAUUAGCCCUGCUGCUCUCCCUGGGGAGGAACUCCUCUGUUGUGUCUGCCGCUCUGAGACUGUGGUCCCUGGGAACCGGCUGGUCAGCUGUGAGAAGUGUCGCCACGCUUAUCACCAGGACUGCCACAUUCCCAGGGCCCCAGCCCCUGGAGAAGGAGAGGGCGCUUCCUGGGUCUGCCGCCAGUGUGUCUUUGCAAUUGCCACCAAGCGGGGGGGUGCACUGAAGAAGGGUCCCUAUGCCCGGGCCAUGCUGGGUAUGAAGCUGUCUCUGCCAUAUGGACUAAAGGGGCUGGACUGGGACGCUGGACAUCUGAGCAACCGACAGCAAAGCUACUGUUACUGUGGUGGCCCUGGGGAGUGGAAUCUGAAAAUGCUGCAGUGCCGGAGCUGCCUGCAGUGGUUCCAUGAGGCCUGCACCCAGUGUCUGAGCAAACCCCUCCUCUAUGGGGACAGGUUCUAUGAGUUUGAAUGCUGUGUGUGCAGGGGGGGCCCUGAGAAGGUCCGGAGGCUACAGCUUCGCUGGGUGGAUGUGGCCCAUCUUGUUCUCUAUCACCUCAGUGUUUGCUGUAAGAAGAAAUACUUUGAUUUUGACCGUGAGAUCCUCCCUUUCACCUCUGAGAACUGGGACAGUCUGCUCCUGGGGGAGCUUUCAGAUACCCCCAAAGGAGAACGUUCUUCCAAGCUUCUCUCUGCUCUUAACAGCCACAAGGACCGUUUCAUUUCAGGAAGGGAGAUUAAGAAGAGGAAAUGUUUGUUUGGUCUCCAUGCUCGGACUCCUCCUCCUGUGGAGCCCCCUGCUGGAGAUGGAGCCCCCACCAGGGCAGGGCCCUGGGGGAGGGGUCUCACGUCCCCUGGGGAAGCGCCGGAGGCCGGAGCCGGAGCCCCUGAGGAGGAGGCAGAAGGGAAAAGUGGAGGAGCUGGGGCCACCCUCAGCAGUGCACAAUCAGCCCGAGUCCCAGGAGCAGAGGGAGCGGGCUCGUCUGCAGAGGGCACUGCAGCAGCCCCAUCCGGAUGUUCGCUUCCUUUCACCCUUCUGCCAGCACCGCAGGGACCUCUGGGGACAGUGAACCCCCAGACAGGUCACCCCUGGAACUUCAUAUUGGCUUCCCCACAGACAUCCCUAAAAGUGCUCCCCACUCAAUGACUGCCUCAUCUUCCUCAGUCUCAGCCCCCUCCCCAGGUCUUCCUAGACGCUCAGCACCCCCUUCUCCCCUGUGCCGUAGUUUGUCUCCUGGGACUGGGGGAGGAGUCCGAGGUGGGGUUGGCUACCUGUCUCGAGGGGACCCUGUCCGGGUCCUUGCUCGGAGAGUACGGCCUGAUGGCUCUGUGCAGUACCUGGUUGAGUGGGGAGGAGGGGGCAUCUUCUGAACAGACUGCCUCUGCCCAUCUCCCCAUUCACACACACGGCACUUUCGUACCCUGACCUCACCUACAGCUGGGAUGUACCUGGAGAGAUAGGGGGUAGUUCUCCCUAUUGGCCAGGCUGGAAUCCAGGAGAUGGGUGGGGAAGAGGCUCUCUCUUCUCUACCCCCUUCAAGAUUCCUGACCCCUCAUCUUCUUCCCAUUUCCUUUGAUGUUAUUUUGUUACAGCUUUUUAAAUAUUUUUUAAAAUUAUUUAACCCCUGGGUGCAGAGACUGAAGAGGGAGGGAUAAGGGAUUCCGGACUCUGUAUGAUUGAAAUAAAGAGAAAUAAACAAACCUA